UUUUCAAAACCUACAACCAACUAAACUGCAAACUAAAAGCUUGAAUUUCCUCUGUGUGUAUCUUGAGUUGCAAGUUUUAACUGCACAAAAAAAGUGGAAUGCGUAUGCCUAAACUGAAACGGAAGUCAGCUCCUUUGUCUUCCAUUAAAUGCUAAACUAAAUGAGAAGCAUAUGACUUUGCUUAAGUCUUUAUUGCAUGAAACUGCAGUUGGUCCAGUUAAAGCUUUGAACGAUAAGAGCAACUAUAUUAACAUAUUAAGUUGAAUAUUUUCCAAUAUAUUAGUCGAGCAGGACUGAUUUAUCAUUUUGCAUUCAAGACUGCAUGCUGACCCAGCCUUAUUUACCCCACAGAAGGUGCUUUUAAAGUUUGACAGUAUUUGUAGUAGUAUCAUUUCAGACUGCUGAAAAUAAUCUCACUCUUGUCUAGCCAUUUGGAAUUAAUGAAGAGAAAACCAUAUUGAAACAGUCACACAAGAGAUCUCAAUCAGCGAAAACGUCACAAAGAAAUCAUUCUGCUUAGUCCUUCCAGCUCAAUACAAGCCUCAGCCUCUCAAAAUGAAGACUUUGCAGAAAUUUGGUCUCUUCUUUUAUUUUUUGUUGCCCUUGGUGAAGUUGGCACCACCUAAACAACACUCAGCCACAUUUUAUGACCCUGGUUUGGCCACUCUUGAAGAGACGAUAUUUAAGCAAAGUUAUGAAGACAUAAUAUUUAAGGAGGAUUAUGAAGACAAGCCACAGGAUGCAGUAAAAAAUAAGGAAAGCAAUGAUAUGUUCCUUUUCCAUGAAAAUGAACUGCAAAUGCAGAGAGAUGAAGAGAUACUUAAUGAGGGAUCAACAAAUUUAACAGAUUUGGCUACUUGUCUGCUGUGUGUUUGUUUAAGUGGUUCAGUUUACUGUGAAGAAACAGAUAUGGAAAGUGUUCCAGCUCUGCCAAAAGAAACUGGCUAUCUUUAUGCACGUUUCAACAAAAUCAAGAAGCUGAAAGUAUCUGAUUUUGCUGAAAUUCCCACACUGAAAAGAAUAGAUUUGACUGGAAAUAUGAUACAAGAUAUUGAAGAUGGGACCUUUGCAAAACUAGUAUUAUUAGAAGAACUUUCACUUGCUGAUAAUAGACUUGCCAAGCUUCCAACUUUGCCUCCAAAGCUAACUUCACUCAAAGCAAACAACAACUUUAUUAAAAGCAGAGGAAUUAAAGCAAAUGCUUUUAAGAAGUUGACCAACUUGUCAUUUCUCGACCUAGGACACAAUUUACUCGAGUCUGUCCCACUUAACUUGCCAGAGAGCCUGCGUACUCUGAAUCUUCAGUUCAACAACAUAACCAGCAUCACAGAUGAAACAUUCUGCAAAGGGAACAAUCAGACCCGUUACGUUCGGCAACGCAUGGAUAUCAUAAGAAUGGAUGGCAACCCAGUCAUCUUGGGAAAGUAUCCCAAUGCUUUUAUGUGCCUGAGAACCUUGCCUAUAGGCACAUACUUUUAAUUAUUAACAAAACUGAAAAUGGUAAAAAGUAGGUAAAGAUUACCAUUUUAUCACGGUUUCAAUUUGUCUUUCCAUGUUAAUAUCUUCACAUAUGUAUAUUCAACACUUUUAGCCGUUAUAACUUCUACCUUAACUUGGUGAAAUUGCACGUUCUGAUUUAAUAAGCCUGAGCCUUUUUUAUUUCUAGAACUUAGACUCAAAUAUAAAACCAGUAACGUAUUCUUUUUACAAGGGAACCAAUCUACAGGCAAUGCCCCAUCUAUGUGCAUUCAAUAUGUGCAUGACGAUGUAAAUGCACAUCACGCUGAACCCGAAAGUGGCCCAAAAACAUCACAAAAAGGGGCUGAAUGGGGAGGAGGUGGGGAACAGGGUGUUUGCAGGCUUUUGUUUUCAACUGUGUUUCAAAUAUGCACUAUUUCACUGACACGUGCAGUACCUCGGAACGUAACCCCCACAUAAAUGGGGGGUUGCCUGUAUUUCAAAAGAAUAAAGAAAUUUUUAAAAAAUGCUUUAACACUGUGUGGAGAAUAAUCAGCUGAUGUAGAGAGAAGGGGUAGCAUUCUCAUGUGACCAGUCUAAUGUGUUUUAUAUAGGAAACACAUAAUGCACAACAUGGGAGAAAUGAGACAGACUCUGCUGAAGCAGAAUAAACUUUUGUUAUUUUCUAGCAAACAUAAUGUAGCUGGAUUUAAGACACCAGUUUUUUGUCUAAUGGCAAAGUAGGACACAAUAUAUUGGGGAUAAAAUGGAGGCAACAAACAGCUUUUCAUCUUUAAUCAGUAGCAGACCUACAAAUAGAUUCCCAUUGUUUAAAGUUGGCAACUUCUUAGUUUGCUUUUCCACUCACAGAAACGGAAGUGUGAAGAGAAAGCAAAGGGUCUGUGUAAAGGUGCAUGAACCUCAUACAAAUCCUAGGUUAUUAAGCCAGGAUUUCAUCAUGUGAAUGAGACCAGUCAGAUUGAGUUGGUUAGAUUUCUGAAGCAGAAAUAGUCAGCACCUGAAACUCAUGCUUGGCAAUAUUAAUAUUGCUUAAAAGAUACCAUGCAACAUAGUCUCUGCAUUGAACACUGUUACCAAGAAACAAUUACUCAUUUUCUGUAAAACCCUGAAGAAUAUUAAUAACUGAACAAUUCAUAAUGCACCUUAUUGACACUCUUUAAGCUGUCAAUGUACUUAGAAGGGAAAUGCAUCCAUUUUGGUAAUAUUAAGUACAGUCCUAUACAAUUCAAAUAGGUAUUUACAGACAACCACAAUCUUAUGCACAAUUCUAAGUUAGUCCUAUUGAGCUCUGUGGAACUUGAUUCUACCCAAUCAUGCAUAGUACUUUGCAGCAAGAAUAAGCAAUAACUGUGAAUUUUUAUUGUAUUUAAUAUAUCACUCUCCUCAAGCCACCACAUGACUAUUUUUAGAUUGUGGUACCUGUGUUGUGAUCAGCCAGAGUUUAAACCCUUAUCUCAAAACAGAAGUCAUUUGGGCUGGUUUGAAUAUAAUGGUCCAACUUUGUGCAUGUCAGCUGAAGACUUCUUCAGAAGUACCUUCUUUAUCAGUAAAUUCUGAUCUGCGUGCUCUUUUUUUCAUACCAGAUAUGCUCUUUUCUGAUUUAAUUAUUUACUAACAUUGAAGAUUUUUACAACUAUUAAGCUCUGCUCUAGCUCUGCUGCUUUAAUUGUACUAUGUAUCCAAUCUCAUUUACAUGGCAAAAUCUUUAGAGAUUACUGUUUGCUUUUAGUUUGUGUGUAUUACCUAUUGACUAAAACUCUAUUGACUAAAACAUGUCUAAUAAUAAUACAAAUCAUCAGAAAGAAAAAGAAAGAAAGAGGACAUACUUCACUAUUCCUUUGUAAGUAAAUGGUCUUCUGUGACUGGGCAAAGAUGGUAAUACAUAGUUUGUCUUUGGCAAAAUAUGUGGUUGGGCAAUGGCACCAAACCUCACUUCCAUUUUAUUACCUCAAUACUUUCCCUUUUUGAGCACUUUCAAUCUCCACCUACAGCCAGGUAGAUUGAAUAUUUAUUUGAUCACAGCAUCUUCCUCAGUUUUACGUUCUAUGAUUUGCCACUCCUUCUACUACAUCCUAUGACAGACAAAUUGAACCCUUUAUUUGCUCUCCACUAAACCCUUCUCCCCUUCCCUCAAUAGGCAUAUUGGGGGAAUCCUCAAAUUGUUGUGACCCAGUCCCCAGUCCUCUUCUAUGACAAUUCCAGAGUUACCAGACUCGGAAUCUGUGACUAACAGUUCAGACUUAGAUGAGGAGUCUUGUCAGCCUACCAACCACACAAUGCUCUUGACUCUCCCAGAACCUCAAUAGACAAGACAGUGAAAAGUUUCAACUCGGCAGUCCACACAAUCAUAAAACAUUAUUUUUGAGGGACUGAGAUUUUUAAAAUAGCACAGAACCAAACAACCAUGAAUUUAAAUUUUCCCCAAAACUUGCAGUACCAUUAAAUUAAGCCAUAUUUCAAAAACCAAUGUCAUUCAGUUUACUCUUGUUCCAUAAUGAAGCUGGUUAACAGAGAAAAAGGAAGGUUUAAAAGAAAGCAUAACUUUUCAAAACACUACCUUGAAAUGGGUCAAAGUGCGUUUCCGAUGAUCACACCACUCAGUGAAAUAGGAGAGGCAUUUGAAGAACAGCAAGAGAUUCCCACUCUCUUCAACUCUAGAAAACAACAUUAUGCCAUUAAAAAAAUAUUUCCAUACCCCUUACAAAAAUUCAUUUAUAAUUUUUUAAAAAAUAUUUAGAACAUGAUUAGAUUUUCUUUAGGCCCUCUGUUGGAAAUAACUUGCUAAAGCUGUUCAAACCAAAUACCACAUCCUUUUGUGUAUCUUCUGUUUAGGGUGAUUUGUUGUGCUGUUUUAAACAGAUUUGAGAGGCUUAGUUCUGAUUUGGAUGCAAUGCUAAUCCAUAGUUUGUUUAGCUUAACUAUAAUUUGUUUGUACAUCUGAAACCAUAGUUUGGGACCAUCAAACCAGUACUGUAGAUUACAGUUUGCAGUUGCUUUGUAAAACUCAGUUUGCGUUAACUGUGAUUUGUAAUUACAUCUAUGUUCCAUAUCCUGGCUUAAUUCUAGUUUGUUGCAUUGCUCCACGAAUGCUGCACAUUCGCCUACACAGAUACAAGUGAAGAGUUGCUGAAAAUUAAUCUGCUUGCUUGGUUAAGAAACUGUCACUGACACUUUCACAGACCUCACACACCCUACUCACUCUGCCCGGCAGCUCCAUUCCCUACCAUCUCAUGAUUGUCAAGCUUCCAGCAGCAAUGAUGGAGUGGAAAGGCAGGGAAGAGACCACAGGCACUUUUACUCAUAUCUAACAAGGAAUACAUGUUAAAAGCACAAGUUUGCAAGCCCUACCAUCACCAACAAACUCUGGGCAGGAUUAAUCUAAUGAGUCCCAUCAGCAACUCCUGAAAUUGAUUAAGGUGAACAAAAAAGAAAAUGCUUCUGAAGUUAUUCAGCCAUGUGAGAGGUGGGAACAUACAAGCCCAAGGCUCACUGCAAAUUGUGCAAGUCAUGCUAAACCACUGUUUACAGUCACAUGAAAAUGAAGUCGUUAAAAGAAAAUUGUAACACAUGCAAAAAACAACAGCUUAUGAACCACAAGCUAUGUGUGAUAACUUUUAAUGAUGUUGAACAAGGAAAUGUUUCAGAAUUGUUGGAUUCUACAUUAAGUCUUACAAAAAAAAAAAAAGGUUUUU
Podarcis muralis (Common wall lizard) is the source of this 5171-nucleotide messenger RNA. RefSeq names its product osteoglycin (gene OGN). Gene Ontology annotation, biological process: bone development; articular cartilage development. Gene Ontology annotation, molecular function: protein binding. The record is from RefSeq and is a predicted model, not a curated record. Lineage: Eukaryota; Metazoa; Chordata; Lepidosauria; Squamata; Lacertidae. Gene Ontology annotation, cellular component: extracellular matrix.